AUGGCUCUCCUCAGCUCCACCCGGCUGCCACCAGGGCUGUUUCUGUGCUUGGCUCUGCUGCUUGCCUCUGCCACCUCUCAAAGUACCAAUGACAGAUGUCCAUUCUUCACUAACAACAACACCAUCAAUGGCCCACCCAUCAACACUAAUCCAGAAGUCUACCAACGCAACAAACUCUACACUGUAAAAGUUCCUGUGGAUUACAACGUCACUUUUGUGGUCCUGAGAGCUUUGGACAAAAUGAAUAACUUAGUAGGCAAUUGGCAAAAAACCAGCCAAGGAGUUCCGGGAUGCCAGGGCAGCGGCAAUUACAGCAAAGAGACCUUCAAGGACACAAUCCUGACGGCCAGCUGGCUCUCUCCUAACUCCUUAAACAUAACUACAGUCCAGCUACAAGCCAUCACUGUUCGUGCAAAUACAAAUGCUAUGUACGCUUCUCUGACACUGAAUGAAUCCGAGAAAACUUCCACUCCAACCUCAAAGACUCCAGAGAAAACUUCUACUCCAACUUCAAAGACUCCAGAGAAAACUUCAUCUCCAACCUCAAAGACUCCAGAGAAAACUUCAUCUCCAACCUCAAAGACUCCAGAGAAAACUUCCACUCCAACCUCAAAGACUUCAGCGAAAACUUCAUCUUCAACCUCAAAGACUCCAGCGAGAACUUCUACUCCAACCACAAGCAGAGCCAGCAUUUACCACAGCCCCAUCACUGAUGCCCUUGAGAUCUUGCUUGCCUUCCUUAUCAGCAGACUCCUCUUCUAA
Messenger RNA from Elephantulus edwardii (Cape elephant shrew), 762 nucleotides. RefSeq names its product placenta expressed transcript 1 (gene PLET1). The transcript is spliced from 4 exons. Gene Ontology annotation, biological process: wound healing, spreading of epidermal cells; negative regulation of cell-matrix adhesion; positive regulation of cell migration. The coding region runs from base 1 to 762 and encodes 253 amino acids. The record is from RefSeq and is a predicted model, not a curated record. Lineage: Eukaryota; Metazoa; Chordata; Mammalia; Macroscelidea; Macroscelididae. Gene Ontology annotation, cellular component: apical plasma membrane; external side of plasma membrane.